CUGAUUUUCGAAUUUGUAUAUAUAAAUUGAAAUAUUUAAGGUACUUCUUACUAUACACAUAUUAUCCUACCAUUUCUGGGCUAUAGCCAUCAACGUUUUUCAUCAUAUUAGAAGAGUGUAAUAGCUAAACUACAACCAGUUCGUAUAUCAAUCGCACCCCAUCCCACAAUCAUACUCCAUAUUUAUCAAUUGCCUGUAUCUCCAGAAUUGUAUCUGAUUACGUAGUCAAUUGAAUUCAAAUAAUUCACAUUCUUUUCAUAAAUAUUACUUGAUACAUAUUCAAAUCCUAUAACAUAAUACAACAAUGCUUUCCCGUUCAUUAAGAUUUGCUUCUAGACAAACUAGAUUAUUAUCUACUUCUAGAAUUGCUUUCUCUGCUCCACUUAAAUUUGAUGGAAAGACUGCUUCUGACUUAUCUGAAGUUACCGGUCCAGAUGGUUCUUUAAUUGGUCCUGGUGCUAAACCAGGUACUAUCCCAUCUGAUUUAGACCAAGCCACCGGUUUAGAAAGAUUAGAAGUUUUAGGUAAAAGAGAAGGUGUAGAUGUUUUCGACUUAGAAAACCCAAUUUCUGAAGGUAGUGGUAGUCCACAAGAUCCUUACUUAGUUCCUACUUAUGUCGGUUACAGAUAUGUUGGUUGUAAAGGUAAGGAAGGUCACAAUCACAAACCUUACUGGAUGAAAGUUGAAGAUGGUCACUUAGCUAGAUGUUGGCAAUGUGGUAAUUCUUUUACUGCUAAGUACUUGGGUGAACCAGGUAUGUCUCAUCAUUAAAAGAAUUACUUAUUCAUUUUAUGCCGUUUCUUUAUAUUCCUUAUUCAUCUAAUUCAUGCACAUUUACUUCCAAUCAAUAAUUUAGUUUUAUAAAUUCAUUCUUGGUAGUAAUUCUAAGUUUUCUAUUCACUAUCAUGCACUUUAUUAUCUUUAUAUAACAUUUUUAUGUUCAUUUGACUUUUCCAUAGUUUUUAGCUCAGAAUCUAAUGUCUAAAUAUUAAUUUGCAAAAUUGCACAAUAUUAACUCUUUUACUUAUUCCUUGUAUAUUUGAUUAUAUUAUCACUAUAUAAUUGUUAUAUAUUUAGCAGCAAAUCAAUAUAUUCAUUCCUAUAUAA
Molecule: messenger RNA, 1108 nt
Organism: Scheffersomyces amazonensis
Lineage: Eukaryota; Fungi; Ascomycota; Pichiomycetes; Serinales; Debaryomycetaceae
Gene: COX4
Product: cytochrome c oxidase subunit IV
Exons: 2
Coding region: 305-772 (155 amino acids)
Biological process (GO): mitochondrial electron transport, cytochrome c to oxygen
Cellular component (GO): mitochondrial envelope
Source: RefSeq, a predicted model, not a curated record